This is a messenger RNA of Colletotrichum chrysophilum, 1674 nucleotides long. RefSeq lists its product as uncharacterized. The record is from RefSeq and is a predicted model, not a curated record. NCBI's taxonomy places the organism in Eukaryota, Fungi, Ascomycota, Sordariomycetes, Glomerellales, Glomerellaceae. The coding region runs from base 1 to 1674 and encodes 557 amino acids. The transcript is spliced from 3 exons.
AUGAUCACACCUAAAGACGACGAACAAUCUAUCCUCUCCGCAAUCGAUCGUUUUGUCGCUUGCCUCGGCGAGGACAAGGCCGCCGUCGCUACUUGCGUCGACCACUACAUUAAUCUCGAAACCAACGCAGCCGCUCGCUUCAACAUCGUCACUUUGCGCGCGCGACUUCCCGUCGACGCCGUGAGCAUCAUCGCCACCCACCACAACCCUUCUACGUGGAUUCCGUCCAAGACAUGCGCCAAACGUACCGUUAAUGACGACGACCUCGAUGAUACAAAUACCACGCUGAACCAAUCCGUCCCCCAGCCUGCAGCCGCCAGCUCGGAAGACAGCCAAUCGCCCCAGAAAGUCGAGCAACAGUCCCCGAUUGAGGCUGACCCGUUGGACUGGGACCCGUUCGAGGUUGACCUGCCUCCACAACCCGAUCGCUCUGUGGCCCACAAUCUGUCUUCAUCCUCGGACGACAGCUUCGUUCAUCAGACUCCUGACCAAACCUCCUCAGCCAUCGAAGAACGUUUUAAACACUACGAGUCCCUUGACUACAACAACGUUCCUGCAUACAUCGACGUUCCUGCGUCGAACAUCAGCAGCUCUGCCCAAGACACACUCACAACAAGCGACCAGGAGCUUACCAAGGAGGCAGAGGGUCUGAUGUGCAGCCUUUUUGAUGUGCCACAGGACAACGACACUGCGCUGCCUAAGCUUUGCCCAAGAAGCUCGUGGAAUUCCAUCAGCCGACACAGUGUGUUGCAAGUGGACCAUCAAGACUCCGGUGUGGGUGUCCUGAUUCACAGCCUCUACGCUCUCGCAGCUACAAGCAUUCCAAAGGAAGUCGACUGGCUUCUUUGGCGACGGGUUCUGGCUGCCUACAAGAGCGCCCGAGAUUCGCCCUUGGCUGCGGGCGGCAGUUCCACACAUCUGACUCCGCCGGGUGACGUAUUGGCCCAGCUUCGACGGGAGCAUGCAGACUCUCUUGGUACUCGCAGCGGAGUCCGUGUACCGGUACCAGCCGACUCGAUCAUACGUCGUGCGCUACUUGAUGAUGCCAACUGGCUGUCUGUGUCAAGCGGUGAGGCUCGCGCCCUUGACGCAGCGCUCGCCGAACUGCGGGCCAAGCUUACAUCUGUCCCCGACAAACUCAAGGCCAAGGCACAUCUAGCCAGGCAAACCAUGUACGACAUCAACACUCUGGUAGCGGUUUUACUUGGACAAGCAGCGGACAAACCAGGCCCAGCAAGCAAUCAUCUGGAGAACUGUGAGAAAGAUAUGCAUAAGAUCAAGUCACUCAUACCCCUCAUGCGCGGCGGGAAGAUGGCGAAGGAGAAAAUGCAGGCUGCUUUGGAGACCGCAGAAGGGGCAACCAGGCUCGCCGCAGCCCGCAAAGCAGAGGAAGAAAAUAAUCGCCAGCGCAGCAUCCAAGGCCUCAAGGCGAUGCAAGACGAGAUCCAGAAGAUUGAGCGAGAGCUCAAUACUGCCGGUGAGGAGGACUCUGAUGAGCAUCAAAACGACGAUAAGAUUGACCACAACGACUUGCCCGGCGAAGAUGACGAAGCUGACCUCAACGACUCGGCUGACAUAGACAGCGAUGACGAUGACGAACAACCAAGUCAUGAUGAAGAGCUAACUGAUGACGAGGAACCAAGCGAUGGUGAAGAGGAGAGGGACGAUGCGUAG